Molecule: messenger RNA, 2651 nt
Organism: Cladophialophora immunda
Lineage: Eukaryota; Fungi; Ascomycota; Eurotiomycetes; Chaetothyriales; Herpotrichiellaceae
Exons: 5
Coding region: 1-2619 (872 amino acids)
Biological process (GO): DNA-templated transcription
Molecular function (GO): DNA binding; zinc ion binding
Source: RefSeq, a predicted model, not a curated record
AUGGUGCUAUUAAACCCUCCUAACCAUGCUGUCAAUGGUGUUGAGGCCUCGUCCAUUUUGGGCACUCGACGGACCUCUCAAGUUUGUGACCGAUGCCGACUGUAUGCCCGUUCAAAGCCCUCAGUCGCUGGAGAAGGAUCAAAUGUGACGGUCAGCGGCCCAGGUUAUGUCGAGCCGACACAGACUAUCAUCGCAACUCUGGAGGGGCGUCUAGAAGAAGCCCAGGCAGAGCUUCAUCGAACUCAAGCCUUGAACCAACAACUACUGCACGAAGUCCAAUUUCUCAAGGCCCAAUUCAAAAAAGCCACUUCUGCUUCUUUAUCUUCUUCUUCUACAGGUGUUGUUACUCACCAGGGCCCAGGUAGCUUUCCAUGUUCCACAUCAUUGCCACCACCACCACCACCACCACCACCACCACCACCACCACUGUCCUCCACCGUGGACGUCUCGGGCGGCGAUGCGUGCGAGGACUCGAUAGACGAACCCGUCUUGCGACACCUUGGGCGUCUGGUCCAGGACGGGUAUGGCUCUUUCUUCUUUGCCGGUUCGCCCUCGGGAAUCCAUUUUGUCCUGUUGGCCCAACGGCAGUAUCAGAAACUAUUUGCUACCCAGGAAGUGUUUCCUGAGUGGAUGUUCCGACUAAAUCUGACCCCUGUCCUCCCCAGCCAAGGCCGGGGCAGUGUCUAUCCUGCAACAUUGCCAUCCACUAGCAACGUCUCUCACUCCAACACCAAUUCGACCUCAUCAACUGGGUUUAUGUUUGGCUCCCUCCAGGGGCCGGAUUACCCCCGAGAUUUCUACUCUCGCCAUGUUAGCACGUUCCUCGGCACCUGGUCGUCCUUGUAUCCCAUUUUCCCUCCCGACCAGCUCGCCGAUGUGGAUAUGAUCGGUGAUGUUGUCCGGACCUCCAUUGAGAAUGGUCGUCGAGAUUUACCUCGCCGAUUCAGUUUGAUGGCGAUUGUGGCCUUGAACGCUUUGGCCGAUCUAUACAUCAAGAAGACGGAUUCUGAUGCCAUCCAAUAUUCCGUCAAUGCACACACGCAAGGGAAGAUACGCCAAUUUCUUGCCGAUACUUAUCUACAGGUUGCAACCAUAGGCAGCUUCUCGAGUCUUCAGGGAAUCCUCGUAUAUCUCUUAUUCCUUCAAUCCAUCCGAGAAAACUCGUUGGCCAUCCAGAUCAAUGGCGUUUCUGUGAGGCUAGCCCAGUCUCUCGGGCUUCAUCGACACUCGAGACGUUUCAAGCACUCUCCAGAUGAGACGGAAAUGCGAAAACGGGUCUGGUGGUGUGUCUAUAUUCUCGACGUUCAUACAUCCAUCAAACAUGGGCUUCCUAGAUUGAUCCAGCAGAAGGAUGUCGAAGUCGACACAUUUGCGGAUGCCGAUUUUCCAGAGAUGUCAAUCCAGCAGCUCCCCUCGAAUAAUACACUCGGCGAACCACAAACUCUCUACUGGUUCAUCCAGCAUAUUCGCAUUGCACAGAUUUUGGGUCGUUGCCUGGACGAACUCUACAAGACACACUCUCGUAGAGGGGGGCCGGCAAAGAUUGCCCGACUGGAGCUGGACCUUCAGAGGUGGCGCCAGAACCUCCCCUUGUCGACCGCCACGCCUCCACUUGGCCCAGAUGUCCCGAGAUUAUCUCCAAAUGAAAUCAGGGGAGGAGACCUACUUCCAACGAGGUGGGCUCUCCUCCUGGGGGAGCUGGCGACUAUUCUGAUUCACCGACCGGCAUUGACGUUUAACCACCGGGUCCCGCAGUUUGCCAACAGCUUACAGGCAUGUGUCCAUGCCUCGGAAAAUAUCCUCUCCAUCUUUAAAUCGGGAGCAGACCAACAACAACUACGGCAGCUGUGCUUGUUGCUCCAACCUUGGCCGUCAGGAAUUGACUUGAUUGCACAUAGUGCACUCAUGCUCUUGUACAGCCGGUGGGUCGGACUCGACGAGCUUUCCAUUGCCAAUUCGUCACACCGCUUGGACGCGGAGCCUGCAGGACUUCCACGCAGGGAGCAUCACUCCUAUUCCUGCGGCACCACGAGCCUGAGCAAGUCCGUGGACGGAGUGCGAGCAGCAAUAGACCUGGCCUCCUUGUUGCAAGCUCGAUUUCGUGAUACACAACUCCCAAAUGAUCCGGCGUCGUCGUCAUCGUCAUUAUUGGUGAACAACUCCAAUGGUCACGGUCAUGGCCAUGGCGCUCCCCUAGCCAGAAUGACAAUUCUCCUCGAGUCUCUUCUGAAACUCACCUUACAACAUGAGUCUCUCCAUCUUUUUGGCGCCGCUCCCGAAACCCUGCUACCUCCGGGAUCACAAUCGGUCCUCUCCACCGAAAAUUUAGCAUCCCUGUCAUCACCAACAUCAACACAUGUAGAUGGUCUCGGUCCCCUUGGUUCGACCUCGUAUCCCUCGUUGAUGUCGCCGUCGUCGUCAUCAGCACAACACCUCGUUGCGCCCCAGCCUGAAUAUCCGGCCGACGACAGCUGGAAUGUGCGCCAACUGAGCCUGCUGAACACCAUUGACGACUCCCCCAAUUGGAUGGCGUGGGAUUUGGAGGCAUUCAAUCAGAUGGAUCUUGACCCCUGGACCGAUUUCCCCCUUUUAUCAUGGGACUAUGGUACCUACGAGUAGUCAUCCUUCUCCAAAGAAGGAGCAAACAGACA